This is a messenger RNA of Coccinella septempunctata (seven-spotted ladybird), 4054 nucleotides long. Its product is annotated as gem-associated protein 5. The record is from RefSeq and is a predicted model, not a curated record. Gene Ontology annotation, molecular function: protein binding. Lineage: Eukaryota; Metazoa; Arthropoda; Insecta; Coleoptera; Coccinellidae. The transcript is spliced from 15 exons. Bases 49 to 3867 code for a protein of 1272 amino acids.
AUUGCAUCAAAGGAUAGUAUCGUGAGUUUGAAGUAAUACGGAUACAUAAUGAAUAAGAAUUUCCUUAUUCCACCUUCGCCAAAUUGGUUUCAAUCGCAUAUAUUGGCCUGUGCUCCGGAUAAUACUUUGAUAUACGGUUCGAAAAGUGAUGUCGUUAUUUUUCAUCCAUCGCCAGAAGAUGAAUCUCAGCAGGUGGAAAUUUUAACAGAUGAAGGCUCCAAUCAAAGAGUGGUCUGUGUGGACAUAACUCCAAAAUGGGAUUUUCCGAAUAAGUGGGUAUUGUGUUCUUGGGAAGAUAACUUGAUUAAAAUAUGGGACAUAAAGAAACGGCAAUGGAAAAAGUGCAGCCCAUCUCAUAAAGGAGACAGGGACAACUUGGUCGGGGCUCGCUUCUUAACGGAAGAUCGGAUAUUAAGUGUUACUGAAAGCGGAGCUAUUGCUUUGUGUCAUAUACCUCAAUUGAAGUUUUCUCACUUGCCUAAUGUAUUACAAAGUAAAGUUAAUGUAGCUUGCUUUGCACCCUGUCCACAUUCGUCCAGUUUAGUAGCUCUUGGGUUGAAAAAUGGUCUUAUAGUUGUUGUGGAUCUCAGAAAAAAUGGCAGUAUACUGCACAGGCUUCGAGGGCAUACUAGUGAAGUAAUUUCAUUAUCUUGGUGCCCAGCGCCUGUGAACAUAUUUCCACUCAAACCCGGAAAUCUAAUUCGAACCAAUAGUGAAGAUCUUGACGCUAAAGAUGACAAUAAAAUUGAAACAAAUACUGUGUGUAUCAUUGAAGGUGAAAAAGGAGAUGAACUUAAAGAAGAUGGUACUUCGUUGGUUGAUUCAAAACCUAAUCUUGAAGUAUGCAUGGCAUUGAGUGAUAAAUCCGAAAUGGAAGGACUUGAUAAGGAUCAUCAAGUUAGUAAUUCUCUAAUUGAAAAAAUUGAGGACUUAAUCAUUAAAGAUGAGCUGAAAAAUUCAGAGCAAAAACAAAUAAAUGAGUCACAAGAAGCUGUUGUCUCUGUUAUUGAGGAGUCCCAAGAGAAAUCUAUAGUAACUUCUUGCAAGGAAGAUCGGGAGUGUUCUGAAAAAGUUGAACCUAUUGUGGAGGAAUCUGACUCUUGUGGUGUUGAAGUUGUUACGGAAGACUCAAAAAAGGAAGAAAUAUUACCAGUUUCUAGCAAAGAUCAAGAAGAGAAGUCUUCUGAAAAUAUCGAAUCUAUUGAGGAAGAUCCACCUUUGGCCACCACCUCUAAUGAAGAUGUGAAGUCUUGUGAAACUGUUGAACCUAUUGUGAAGGAAAAACAAGAAGAAUUAUUAGCUACUAGUGAAGAAACUCCACAAACCAUGCCUCCUAAAAGCGCACAACCACUAGUUGAGGAACCAAAGAAAGAGUUUUUGUUAGCUUCUUGUGCAAAAGACAGUUAUGUGAAUAUUUGGAGAGCAAAAAGUGACGGGAGAUUACAGUGCUUUUUCAAAAUUGUUGAUAAGAAAGUUCAUGCACCUAAGAACAGAAAACCUACAAGUUCAGUAUGGUUUGCCAUAAAAUGGAUAACUCCAUUUUCCCUCCUUGUUGGUACAAGAAAAGGGGAGGUUCUAAAAUAUACUUUACCUAAACCACUUGACGGAAGAAAAGAGUAUACAAUGCUACAUAAUGAGCAUAAUAACUUCAUUUUUACGAUAGCAGCUCAUGUCCCUAUCUUGACAGAGAAGGACUGGUUUGUUGAAAACGUAAUUAAAAUAUGGACGUUCUCACAUGAUAUGUACCUUUUGAACACAAUUUUGGAUUCUAAAAUAACUCAUCUAGCAACUAUAGAAACGUUUUGUGCACUUGUUAAUUGUAUGGCACUAUCUCCUGUAGAUCCGAGCAGAAUUGCCUUGGGCCUCUCUAAUGGGACCAUCAAAGUUUGGAAUGCAAAUAGUUCUAGCCCAAAAUCUUUUUCGACAGUUAAUUAUUCUCCAAAGAUUUUUGGGAAAAUUACCUGCUUGGACUGGCAUCCAACAAAUGAACUGAUCAUUGCAUUCAGUACAGAAGAAGGCACUAUAGGACUUCUCAAUACCAAUGUCAAACAAAAGGCUACAUGGUUCCAGCAAUACUUCUCGAGCACCAUUCACAGGAUCCAAUGGGCGCCUUAUGCCGAUAAAACUUGGUUAUAUGCAAUUGGAAAAGGAAGCCUGGUCUGCUUCGAUCCAGAAGACCCAAAAAAAGAGCCAAUUAAAAUAGAUUUAAAAUCCGAUGCUGUACCUUACUAUUUUUCUUGGAAAUUGGACAUGUCUAUGAUGUUAUUAUCGAAUAGUUGCGGAAAAAUUAGCGUUUACGAUUCGAAACUUGCCCAUAUGGCUUCUUAUUAUAAUAAUAAGAAAAUUUCGCUCAUGCUUUGGCAUCCAGAUUCUGUAUGUGAAACAACAACUCCCAGAUCAUUCUGGGUAGCAUCGGCCAUGGACAACAUAUUAUAUUUGUUCGACUUUGCGGAGGUUACAGAGAAACAGGGUACUCUCAAUAUUGAGGACGUUGUUAAAACAAAGAUGACAAUACACUGUGGUAGCAUAAAGAGCUUGGCUUGGAGUCAUUUUGUUGCCAACCAACUAGUAACAGCUGGCGAAGAUGGACUAGCCUAUGUUUUGGAUAUCGCAACUGAAACAAUAUUGGCAUCCUAUUAUGAUGCAAGAUUUAACUCGAUCAAGGCGAUUGUUUGGAGCCCCAUUGAGGAAGAUUUACUUAUUAUGACAUUGUCGAGAUGCGCAAUGUUGAUGGGAUGGAAAACAGAGGACCAUAAAGGAGCUUUAAGUGAAGAUGUACUGAAGGAAUGUGAAAACCACGUGAAAAAUUCUAAAAAGUCCAACGUGUCAACACAAAAGGAAGAAGAAGCUGCAAAGAAGAUGAAGAAAGUAAUAAAAACUGCGAAGAGUGUUAUACUUCCCGCUGUGAAUAUUGGGACAAUCGAACCAGGUGAGGAAAAAGUGAAAAUUUUACGGGAAAUUUUGGAAGAGACGGAGGAGAAUUUUUCGAAAGAGAAAUCGUCAUUCGGAAAGUUAUUUGGUACCAAAGAUGAAGUUAUGACUCUGCUAAAUACAAGUGAACAAUCACACAUAAGUAAAGGAAAGUUUGAAGCUGCAACAACGGUAUCCGUUUUUAAAGGCGAUUUAAAAGACCAUAUCGUUGAAGCAAUCGAACAGUAUAGAGUAACCCCUCUUCUGAUUUCUCUGGCUCCGAUGGUGUCAAUAAGCUUGUGGCAAAAAGCUUGUCAAACAUACGCUGGUCAACUUGCUGGUAAGCCAGAUGCCGAUCCUUUGGAAGUGGCACUCCACUUUUUGGCCUGUAAUAAUAUCGAACAGGCCAUCGAGUACCUUUGUGAGAAAGAACUCUACAAAGAGGCGCUCUCAUUAGCGAAAACUAGAUUACCACACGACAGUAUUAUCAUAGAAAAUAUAGUGAUGAGGUGGGCUCAGUUUUCAACAAUUUGUGGAAACUUAGAAACAGGCGCCAUUUGUUAUAUUAAAUUGGGGAAAUAUGAAGAGGCAGUUAAAUUGUUGUUUAGAAGGAAUGAACUGAACAUCUUGAGCUUAGCUCUUGAGUUGGCUGAAAAAACAGGAAAUACAGAACUGAUCAAGGCUGUUCAAUUUCGAUAUAAUGCUUUCUUGAAAAAUGAUUCAGAUCAGAUACAAAAAAGUGAUGAAUUGAUAGAAAAGGAAAUAGAUACUGUCGAAGCAGAAGAGAAAGAGGACGGUAUUGCAUCAGGUACAAAAUUACCUGAACAAAGUGCAAUGGAUUGUUCAAAUCCAGAGGUUAGCAGCCCACAGUGUGGUCUGGAAGAGGUUUCUCAAAAUGCCGAACUGCAUGUUACUGAAUCUGAAGAAAGUAUAAUAGAGACUGACAACGUUGAUUAGUCAUUGCCAUAACAGUUUCACAUUGAAGCACUCUUAUCUUUAAAAGUUGAUACUCAAUAUAUUUUAUGAAUAGUGUUAUAAGGAUGUUCCAGUUUGAGUUAUUUGACAGGAAUUGUCAAUGAUUUAUUUUUAUACGCUGAGUUUUUAUUUUGUUGAUAGUUUUAGGAAUAAAACCUUACUUUUUAAA